Musa acuminata subsp. malaccensis (wild Malaysian banana) is the source of this 2108-nucleotide messenger RNA. RefSeq names its product L-ascorbate oxidase homolog. Gene Ontology annotation, molecular function: copper ion binding; oxidoreductase activity. Lineage: Eukaryota; Viridiplantae; Streptophyta; Magnoliopsida; Zingiberales; Musaceae. The record is from RefSeq and is a predicted model, not a curated record.
CCUCUCCUCUCUCCUCCACAAGUGCACUUGAGUACCCUCGCCGACCCUCUUGUGCUGCUCUAUAUUCCACUUGCAUAUUGUGGCCAUAGAUCUCCUCCACACUCUCUCUUGCUGCCUUUCUCUUUUGCCUCCUCGCUUUUCUUCUUUCUGUACUCAGCUGCCACUUAAGCCAGUCUCGAAGGAUCCCAACCUUGGGAGCCAGGCCAUAAGGAUGGGAAGAACCAGCCCCAUUGUUACUUUCUUCUUCGUGCUGCUUGUUGCUUCUGCUGUCCUGGGAGAUGACCCUUACAGGUUCUUCACCUGGAACAUCACAUAUGGAGACAUCUGGCCCAUGGGUGUCAAGCAACAGGGAAUCCUGAUCAAUGGGCAGUUCCCAGGGCCACAGAUCGAAGCUGUCACCAACGACAACGUUAUCAUCAAUGUCUUCAACAGCUUGCCGGAGCCGUUCCUCAUCUCCUGGAAUGGGAUACAGCAGAGGAGGAACUCAUGGCAAGAUGGUGUGUAUGGCACCAACUGCCCCAUCCCACCAGGAAGGAACUUCACAUAUGUCAUGCAGUUCAAGGACCAGAUUGGGAGCUUCUUCUACUUCCCCUCGCUUGCUUUCCACAAGGCUGCGGGUGGAUUUGGUGGCAUCAGAGUCCUAAGUCGACCACUAAUCCCUGUGCCAUUCCCUCCUCCUGCUGGGGACUUUACUCUCUUAAUCGGUGACUGGUACAAAGCUAAUCACAGUACCCUCAAGUAUGUGCUUGACAGUGGUAGAGAUCUAGCUUUCCCUGAUGGGGUACUCAUCAAUGGUCGUGGAUCCUAUGGCAACACCUUCACCGUCGACCAAGGUAGAACAUACAGGUUUCGGAUAUGCAAUGUUGGGUUGGCAACAUCACUGAACAUAAGAAUCCAAGGCCACACGAUGAAGCUGGUGGAGGUGGAAGGGUCUCACACCCUCCAAAACAUCUAUUCUUCGCUCGAUGUUCAUCUUGCGCAAUGCUACUCCGUCCUUGUCACCGCCGAUCAACCAGCACUGGACUACUUCAUCGUCGUUUCAACCCGAUUCACCAGCUCGGUGCUGACCACCACCGCCAUCCUCCAUUACAGCAAUUCUGCUGGAAGGACCGUCGGUGCGCCGCCAGGUGGUCCAACCAUUCAGAUCGACUGGUCCCUCAACCAGGCGAGAUCUAUUCGGUGGAAUCUGACAGCCAGCGGACCGAGACCAAAUCCACAGGGUUCAUAUCACUACGGCCUCGUCAACACAACGCGAACCAUCAGGCUUGCAAACUCUGCACCGGUCAUCAAUGGCAAGCAGAGAUAUGCGGUCAAUAGUGUCUCCUUCAUUCCAGCUGAUACACCACUCAAAGUAGCUGAUUUCUACAAGAUCCCUGGAGUGGUUUUCCUUGGAAGCAUUCCUGAUAACCCCACCUUUGGAGGUGGCUAUCUCCAGACCUCCGUCAUGGCAGCUAACUUCCGUGAUUACGUUGAAAUUGUCUUUGAGAACUAUGAGAACACAAUGCAGUCAUGGCACAUUGAUGGAUACUCUUUCUGGACCGUCGGAAUGGAUGGAGGACAAUGGUCAGCAGCGAGCAGGAAGAACUACAAUCUGAGAGAUGCUGUUGCUCGUUGCACCGUGCAGGUCUUCCCCAAGUCUUGGUCGGCAAUCUACAUGCCUUUGGACAAUGUGGGCAUGUGGAACAUCAGGUCGGAGCACUGGGCUCGCCAGUACUUGGGCCAGCAGUUCUAUCUCCGUGUGUAUUCUCCUGCUAAUUCAUGGAGGGAUGAGAACCCAAUUCCAAGGAAUGCCCUCCUCUGCGGCCGCGCAUCAGGUCGCCGAACAAGGCCACUGUGAUCAAGAACAGUAGACUCAGUUUCUCAACGUCACGAGGGGGUGACCAAGUAAUAGUAGGAAUCAGAAAUGAAAGGCAUUUCAAGAAUUAAAUCUCUAGAGGCUCCUUAUCUUUGUUACUUCCAUAUAUAAACUGGUCAGUAUCUCUUUUGUUAUCAUUAUUAUUAUUAUUUUCUUGUUGCUGAUAUUACAGCAUUCUUGCUAGUUCAUCCAACCUACUGUCUACCUCUGUCCUACUCCUAUCUAUGAUUUAAGUUUAAUGCCAUUAUCUUCA